This is a messenger RNA of Chaetura pelagica (chimney swift), 2742 nucleotides long. RefSeq names its product phosphodiesterase 3A, cGMP-inhibited (gene PDE3A). Gene Ontology annotation, molecular function: 3',5'-cyclic-AMP phosphodiesterase activity. Gene Ontology annotation, biological process: positive regulation of oocyte development; oocyte maturation. Lineage: Eukaryota; Metazoa; Chordata; Aves; Apodiformes; Apodidae. The record is from RefSeq and is a predicted model, not a curated record. The transcript is spliced from 15 exons. Gene Ontology annotation, cellular component: cytosol. Bases 1 to 2469 code for a protein of 822 amino acids.
AUGGGGCAUUCUGAAUGGGAUCACAAACGAGGACCCAGAGGCUCACAGUCUUCUGGUACCAGUAUCACAGUGGAUAUUGCUGUCAUGGGAGAAGCACAUGGGCUCAUUACAGACCUGCUAGCAGAUCCUUCGCUGCCCCCCAAUGUGUGUACUUCACUGAGAACAGUGAGCAACCUGCUUAAUACACAGUUAACCUUCCAGGCCAUCCACAAGCCACGGGUGAACCCUUUGGUAUCCUUCAGUGAGAACUACACCUGCUCUGACUCAGAGGAAUGUCCGGAGAAAGGAGAGAAACUGGCUAUUCCCAAGCGCUUACGGAGAAGUUUGCCUCCAGGACUGCUGAGACGAGUGUCCUCAACUUGGACAACAACAACAUCAGCCACAGGAUUACCUACACUGGAGCCAGCUCCAGUGAGAAGAGAUCGCAGUGGCAGCAUCAAACCUCAUGAAUCAUCUUCAUCCAGUACUGACUCCUGGAACAGCUCAAUUCUGAUGACAAUCACGAAGAGCAGGUCCUUCUCUACUUCAUACCCCAUGUCUUCUACCAACCACCUGAAUGCCAAAAGGCAGAGCAGGCAAGGUAUCCCACCAAAUAUUUCACCUCUCACCUCCCCAUGCCAUUCACCAAUUCAGGGAACACCUGCCACAAGUCCUACCGGAAAAACAUCUUCCGUGUCAUUUCCAGACUCUACAGAUGUUGAUACCAAGCAAGGCUUAAAGCCACACAAAGUCUUAACUUCUACUCAGAGUGCACCUGUGCUGUCAGACCCUAUUAUCAGCUCCUCUGUCAUCUGCAGCAGCUGUGGCAGACCCUAUAACCAAAUAGAAACUGGUGAUGGAACACCAGAUAGAAAUGAUGGUACCACACACACCCUGAACAGAACAGAUGAUCCUGCUCAAGCCACUUCUGACUAUGAGACCAACAACAGCGAUAGCAGCGAUAUCGUACAAAAUGACGAUGAGACAGAUUGCUCCAAGGAGCAGACACGGAAGGGAUCCGUCUGUAGGACCUACACACCAGAGACCAUCAUUCUACAUCCCUUAAUACCACCUGAGGACAAGCCUGUACUUGCUCCUGAGCCUCUGGUUAUGGACAACUUGGAUCCCCUGAUGGAGCAGCUAAAUAGCUGGAACUUCCCCAUCUUUGAUUUGGUGGAAAAAAUUGGAAAGAAAUGUGGUCGGAUUCUCAGUCAGGUAUCAUACAGGCUUUUUGAAGACAUGGGGCUGUUUGAAACCUUUAAAAUACCAGUGAGGGAAUUUAUGAACUACUUUCAUGCUUUGGAAUGUGGAUACCGAGAGAUACCGUAUCACAACCGAAUCCAUGCAACUGAUGUUCUACAUGCCGUUUGGUACCUUACUACUCAGCCCAUCCCAGGACUUCCAACUGUGAUUAAUGAUCACGGGUCAGCAAGUGAUUCAGAUUCUGACAGUGGAAUCACUCAUGGCCAUAUGGGUUAUGUGUUUUCGAAGACAUACACACCUACAGAUGACAGCUAUGGAUGCCUAGCCGGCAACAUUCCUGCCCUUGAAUUGAUGGCUCUUUAUGUAGCUGCAGCCAUGCAUGAUUAUGAUCAUCCAGGAAGGACCAAUGCCUUUUUGGUAGCAACAAGCGCUCCUCAGGCAGUGCUGUACAACGACCGCUCCGUCCUGGAGAACCACCACGCCGCUGCUGCCUGGAACCUUUUCAUGUCAAGGCCAGAGUACAACUUCCUGGUCAACCUCGACCAUGUGGAGUUCAAGCAUUUCCGCUUCCUCGUCAUUGAGGCAAUUUUGGCUACUGACCUGAAGAAACACUUUGAUUUUGUUGCCAAAUUCAAUGCCAAGGUGAAUGAUGAUGUUGGAAUUGACUGGACUAAUGAGAACGACCGCUUACUGGUUUGCCAAAUGUGCAUCAAACUGGCUGACAUAAAUGGGCCUGCAAAGUGCAAAGACUUGCACCUGCAGUGGACAGAAGGCAUCGUCAAUGAGUUUUACGAACAGGGUGAUGAAGAAGCUAGCCUGGGCUUGCCAAUCAGUCCUUUCAUGGAUCGCUCUGCUCCUCAGCUGGCACACCUCCAGGAAUCUUUCAUCACUCACAUUGUGGGACCACUAUGUAACUCCUAUGACUCAGCAGGGCUGAUGCCAGGGAAAUGGAUAGAAGAUAGUGAUGAAUCAGGAGACACUGAUGAGAAUGAAGAGGAAGAAACAGCAGAAAUGGAAACAUGUGAAAAUACUGAAUCCAGAAAGAAGAAGUUCAAGAGGAGGAAAAUCUACUGUCAGAUCACUCAGCACCUGCUUCAGAACCAUAAAAUGUGGAAGAAAGUAAUUGAGGAUGAAGAGAGAUUAGCUGGGACAGAGAAGCAAGGCACGGAGCAAUCCGUGCUGCACCAAUCCUCAGAACAAAUCCAGGCCAUCAGGGAAGAGGAGGAAGAGAAAGGGAAGCCCAAGAGGGAUGAAGAGGAGAACACAACUGUAGAACCAAACCAAUGACAAUAUUUACAGCAGUAUUUUAAGACAGAUUGACUCGUGCACAGACUCUUUCUCAAGCCAGCACAGCAUUUAGACACUACACUGUAGAAGUAUGGGAUAAUGCGCCUACAGCUGUUUUAUUUGUUUCUCUUUCCUUUUUAUGAUGAGGUACAUUGUUUAAACUCAUAUGCUCAAGGAAGCUUUCACACUGCGACACCGGCUUUUACAGACUUUCUUUAAAGAGAUUUGGGGGUGGGUGGAAUUAUAUAAAUAUAUAUAUAUAUAUAGGCAGGG